UUGUCGCUCUUGAACGCGCCCUCGAACAGAAUCCUGGGAAAGACAAGAUGGCGGGACGCUCAAAAACUCCGCCGACUGGCCGACUAGGCAACAAAAUCAACUGUAAAUAACAAAGUAUAACUCAGCGUUAAGCGCAAACUGUCGAUCGGUACGCCGCCAACAGAUCGUCGAUAACCGCCGGUAACCAUGAACCGAGGCCGGGCGAAGUGCGGUCUGACAGGCUCCCCGCCGCAGCAACAGACGGCCGCUUCAAAACCAAACCGACUGAGGAGAAGUUUCAGACAGACUCAGAGGACACAGACAGCGGCGGAGGUCGACUCUCCAAAGAGCCAACAGUCAGAUUUUAAGACCCCGACCAGAAUCCCGAGAUCCAGAGCAGGUGGGGGUUUCAGUGGAGAGUCUCCGCACAACGACUCCGACUUUCAGCAGGACAUCAUCUGGGACGCCACCUCUCCUUCACCCAACAGGCUCGGUAAAAGAGGCAAGAAACAGUCUGCGGGAGUUGUGGACAUCUCCGAGAUCGUCAGCAGGAUCGCUCCAAAGCAUGGCAGGCCGAAGGUUGCGGAGCCGACUUUACAGCAGUGGAUCGGAGACAGCGCCGCCAUUCCCUGCACGCCGGAUGUUCGAGUUCCCAAACCCAAGAAGAAAUCCCCGAGGCCAAACGGAGUGGACGACCUGCUGAAGCUCGCCAAACAGUUUGACUUCAACAUGUUUCAUCAGGAUGAUGAAGAAGAAGAAGAAGAAGAAGAAGAAGUGGAGGACCUGCACCAGCAGAGCCUGGAGCUCCUGUCAGGGGACAUCUUGGAUUUGGAGAACGGUGAUCAAAAGGACUUUUCACCUUCACUUCCUGGUCAGCCAGCUGUGAACGCAGCGGCUGGGACAGGCGUGCAGGUCCACCUGGAUCAACAUAUGGAGGACGAUUUGGAUUUUCUCUUUGAUGGACCGACCCAACAUGUAAGCGGAAAUUUAAGUCAGGUGUCGUCGGCUCAGCCGUCACAAGUAAAACCUGCUUCCAGCGUGUCUUCCAGAGAGGCUUCUGGGAAACCGCCUGCGUCCUCACACGCUCCCACUGCUGGUCUUUCCACCACAAACACUAAAGGCGCUUCAGCAAACGACGAGUUUGAGGAUGAUUGGGAAAACGAUGACUUACUAAAUGACUCUUUAAUAUUGGAGAUCACGCAAAACCCACAGAACUUCACUGCUCCAAAGUACUGUUCAACCCAGAAACCAUCCGGCGACGUGAGAUAUCAAAGUCCAGUAAAUGUUCCUGUCAGUGGAGGUGCUGGACGCAGCCAAUCACCUGUUCCUAAAGUGGAAAAGGACAAUGUGAGACAAAGAACAACUUUCAAACUGGAGUCUAAUCCUAAUUUCUCUGUCAAAAGAAUCCAGACAGACACAUGGACAGACUCGAAGGUGGACUACAGCUCGAAAGCAGCGGUAAAAGACACUCAGCAGAACAGGUGUUCGUCCGGUAAGGAGGCGGGAUCUCAACGUACCUGGCAAACAUCAAACACCGUGAAGCCACACCUGCAGAAACCACAGUUUCACCAAAGGACUUCUGUUGCGAGCUCAGCUGUCAAAUACAACACGACCGCUUCUACUGCGACAAAAACAGCUCAGAGCUUUCCUCCAAAACCGGAAGUAGUUUCAUCCCACAGCGGGGCUCCUGCUGCCUCCGAGCUCCCGGAUGACGACCUGUACUCUUUCUUCUCGUCGGACCCGGUCUGGGACGACCCAGCUGACGACGACCUGCUGUGUGAAAUGUGCGAAGACGUGGAGAACCAGAUCCAAAGCGCCGAGUACGUUUCCGCUAAACAGACUCUUCCUGUGGGUCACAUGUCCAACCAGAGAGCAGCUCUACAACCGGCCAACAGAACCGGGGACAACGGGAUCCAACAGCCAGCCAAUCAGCAGCCUUUCCCCCAAAAACAAACCGCAACAGCCUUUCCCUGUGCUUCAGGUAGACCAUGUGGCACUCCGCUGGCUGGUGGUUUUGUCUCUAACAUCACGGCAGCUGUACAGAUGAACACCGUGACGGAUUCUUUCAGAUUCACACAAACUAAAAACACUUCAGGACCCACAAACGGUUCAGCGUGCCUGCGGGGGAGCAGCGGGGUCCAGUCGGCGCCGCGGGGAAACCCCCGCAAAGACCAGUUCACCUUCAAGAAGCCAAGCAACCCAGUUUCUACGGUGACCGACAAAGUUCUCGGUAAAUGUUCAGCAGCAGAGAUCGAGCUGAAGAAGCGGCAGGCGAUGGAGAGGCGACGACAGCGUCUGCAGGCCGCCCAAAACCUCCGAGCCCCCACCUGACGGAGACAAACCGGCCUCGUAAACCACAAACAAACCUGCCUGAAGAUUACGCCAGACAGAAACUUAAAUCUCUGAAUCACAGCUGGCCAACAUUUCUUGUACAAAUAUAUGUUCUUGUAAAAUGAAACUGUAAAUUUUCUGUAAUUUAAUGUUUGUCAUAUUUCUGUUUUUCAAGUUUUUGAAAUCAAACAUUUCAACAUUUUGGGAAAUUAGCUUAUUUGCUUUCUUUCCGAGUGUGUGUGUGUGUGUGUGUGUGUGUGUGUGUGUGUGUGUUUAAGUGUUAAGUACUGAGCUGGCUGUGGUUAGCCUAGCUUAGCAUAAAGACUGGAAGCAGGGGGAAACAGCUAGCCUGGCUCUGUCCAAAGCUCACUGAUUAACAUGUUGUAACGCAUUUGUUUAAUCGGAACCCGAACAAACGUGCAAAAGAUAAUGGUGGUGUGGUUUUAGGGAGAGGGAACUAUUUCUUGACAGCGUAUCCAUCCGCCCAGUACGUCUGUGCAGCGUCUCCAGCUGUGCCACAGCCAGGCUAGCUGCUUCCCCCCCGGCAAGAAAGUGAAUAACUGUAUUUCUCUCUAAAUGUUGAACUAUUCCUUUCAGAUUGUAUUACUUUAUAGUCGUAAAGUAAAUGUGUAACGCACUGCACGUCUGUUUAAGGAGGAACGUUAUUGUGAGCAGAAUCAUAACUCGAUCUGUCUGAAGGAUGGAGGACUCGUUCAAUAUCUCUGACUUAAUCAGCUACAGACUGAAGUCACCUGUCAUUUAAAAUGCCAUUUUAUAUGCAACGCUGUCACUUGGUUUUUCAGAAGGUUGCAACCAAUAAACCAAUAAAUAAUCUGCCUAAAAAUGACUUAAACAAACAGUCCAUUGAUUUGGGAAAUCAUUUGUAUGCUGUCAGAUGACGAGAUGAAUAUCAGUUUUAUUAAAGAGAUACACUAUCAUGUAAAUCAGACACUUUGGAGUGUUGCAAGGUUUAUAUUUUUACUUUUGGUGGAGCUAGGCUAGCAGUUUCCCCCUGCGCCCAGUCUUUGUGCUAAGCUAGGCUAACCACAUCCUGCACAAAAUGGCGGACUGUUCCUUAAGAUAUUCUGGCUCUCUGUUGCUGAUGAAGUCAAACUUUUCAUUCCUUUGUUUGAUCAUGAACACGAGGAGACGCGACCGUCUGCAGCGUCUGCUGUUUUCUCUUUAUCCGCUUUAUUUUCUGUAAAGCACUUUAACUGAUUUCAAAGUGUUUUACCAAUAAACGUUUUAUUGUUGAUUUCA
This is a messenger RNA of Siniperca chuatsi (mandarin fish), 3570 nucleotides long. It is a transcript of the gene etaa1a, whose product is annotated as ETAA1 activator of ATR kinase a. The transcript has 6 exons. NCBI's taxonomy places the organism in Eukaryota, Metazoa, Chordata, Actinopteri, Centrarchiformes, Sinipercidae. The coding region runs from base 187 to 2310 and encodes 707 amino acids. The record is from RefSeq and is a predicted model, not a curated record.